AUGGCGUCCGAAGGACUGAAGCGACCACGCUCCAAUGACGGCGGCGACGGAAGCGGAACCGUUUCCAGCAGCAGCGGAGACGACCUGCUCGACCGUAAAUGCGGUUUCUGUAACCUGGGCCACAACGAGGGACUGGAGAUGGCAACGGACUUCAUCGACAUCCCUACCGACCGGAACGUGUGGGCAUCCGAUGAGCCAACCCUGACGCUGAACAGGAAGCCCGUGUGGUGCCACACCAACUGCGUGCACUUCAGCCCGCAAACGAUCUACGACGAAACCGCACCGAAGUGCAAGUGGCGUGACGUCAGCAGAGAGUACUUCCGUGCCCGAUGCUUGAGUUGCAUCAUCUGCGAGGAAAAGGGGGCAUCAAUUGGGUGCACGGUAUCCAGCUGUAAUGCUUCGGUCCACUUUCCAUGCGCAAUCAAGGAGGUCCUUCCCGACGGCCGGAAGAACUGGUACCCCUGCCAGGAGUCCGAGCUCCCCUACUUCUGCCCGAAGCACUUCGCCCAGCGCUCGGUGCACGAGCAGGACAAGGAGAUCGCCCGGCUGUCCGACCUGUCCCAGGGCAACGAGCCCUAUCCCAUCCCCCUCGAGAUGGGCCUGGCCUUGGCGAUGAAGACGCCCUUCCACUCCGCGCUGGCGGCGCCCGGGACGGCGAACGGCAAGGGGCACGCCGGCGGCGUCGGCGGCACGGCUGCGGCUGCGGCGGCAGCGGCAGCGGCAGCCGCGGAGGAGGACCAGGCGAGUGCCCGCGAGCAGUGGCAGAAGGUGCUCCCCGAGGUGCCGCUCCCCCGGGGCCUGCUGACGAAGCCCAGGGAGAUCGACUUCACGUACGUCCCGGCCACGGUUGACAGCAAGUCGGCUCAGGUCCGGCAAGGCCCGGAGAGGGAGAAGCGGUGCUGCACCUGCACCGGCCCAGCAACCUGCCGAGACCCAAGAAUUUGCGAGUGUCUCCAGCAAGGAAGGCAGUAUUCGAGCAAGGGGAGGCUUCUUGACGAGGGCCACCCCUCGCAGAUCUACGAGUGCAACGUGAACUGCAGGUGCCACGUUGACGAUUGCCGCAACAGGCUGGUGCAGAGGGGCAUGACGUGCAACAUCAAGGUUCUCUACCUGGGAUCAUCGAGACGCCGCGUGCUGGACGGUUGCGGGAAGUGGGGCGUCACGGCCGCAAGGGAGAUCCCGGCGAGGAGCUUCGUGUGCACCGUAGCCGGGCAGCUCGUGCUCGCCGGCGACAUGGUCGGCAGCGUCGACCAGCAAGGGCAGCACAGCACCAGCGUCCUCGUGCACCGCGAGAGGUUUGUGGAUCAGCGACGCUACGCCAACAUCUCCAGGUACAUCCGGUGCGCCAGGAGGCUGGAGGACGCCAACCUCGUGCCAGUGGCCGUCCACACGGCGUAUCAAGACCCGAACGCGCCUGUCCUGGCUCUUUUUGCCGUCAAAACCAUCGAAGAGGACACCGAGCUCCUUCGGUAUCGAUGA
Molecule: messenger RNA, 1479 nt
Organism: Ectocarpus siliculosus
Lineage: Eukaryota; Phaeophyceae; Ectocarpales; Ectocarpaceae
Source: the annotation of a GenBank genome assembly